UGAUCUUUAACGGUCAAACGAUACGAGUCGUUGAACGUGUCUCUUGUAAUAACAUUAUGAUCGAAUAAUACAAGUUUAUAUUUAAAAGCAGAAGGGAAAAAAUUCUUUCGAGUUCUUCUUCUUUUCUAUUUUCUUUUUUUCAAAUUUUUAAAAUUAUUCUGAAAUUAUAGUGAAAGCAAAAAAAGAAAAAAAAGGAAAGAAAAAAAAGAAUGUAUACCACUAAGAAGAAUAUUAACAAUGUUGACGAAUCUGACAUCAUUUUGAGUUCGUCUCCUCUUGACAAGCCAAAACUCAUACACGGUGGGAAUUAUAUAAAGGAAGGUAAAGAUUCGUCUAAGAGUACGUGCCUAAUAUUUUCACCUAAGGAGGACGAUGAGGUCGGAGCAUUAGGAAAAUAUCUUCAAUUAUUUGCCAAAUAUGAAAUAAAUCUUCUACAUAUAGAAUCUAGAAGUUCACGUCGUGUAAAUGGUUACGAAUUUAUGGUAGAAUGCGCACCAAGUUUAAAUCUUGGUUCAGUCAUCGAAGAUCUUCGAGUACAAUGCAAAUACUUUUCAAUUAUUUCUAGAAAUCACAAGGAUAAUGUAGACACCGUGCCCUGGUUCCCAAGGAGAAUCAGAGAUCUCGAUAAAUUCGCCAAUCAGAUACUUUCUUACGGAGCAGAACUUGACAGCGAUCAUCCUGGAUUUACAGAUCCUGUUUAUCGAAAAAGAAGAAAAUAUUUUGCUGAUCUAGCCUAUAAUUAUAAACACGGUCAACCUAUUCCAAAGGUGGAUUAUACGUCGGAGGAAAUUGCUACAUGGGGAAUAAUUUUUCGAAAUUUAACGAAACUUUAUCCAAAGUAUGCAUGCAAAGAGCAUAAUCAUGUGUUUCCACUUCUAAUAGAAAAUUGUGGAUACAGGGAGGACAAUAUACCGCAGCUCGAGGAUAUAUCGAAUUUUUUAAAAGAUUGUACCGGUUUUACUCUUCGUCCAGUGGCAGGUCUCCUUUCCUCUCGUGAUUUUUUAGCAGGCUUAGCCUUCAGAGUAUUUCAUAGUACGCAAUACAUUAGACAUAGUAGUAAACCUUUAUACACACCGGAACCAGACGUUUGUCAUGAAAUACUUGGUCAUGCACCACUUUUUGCCGAUCCUGCAUUCGCUGAAUUUUCACAAGUCGUUGGUUUGGCAUCUCUCGGUGCACCAGACGAAUAUAUCGAGAAACUUGCUACGUGCUUUUGGUUUACGGUUGAAUAUGGUAUAUGUCGACAAAAUGGCGAAUUAAAAGCUUAUGGUGCUGGUUUAUUAUCGUCCUUUGGCGAAUUAGAGUAUUGUUUAAGUGGAAAGCCAGAGUUACGACCUUUUGAACCAGCUAAGACAUCAUUGCAAAAAUAUCCGAUAACUGAAUAUCAACCGGUAUAUUUUGUUGCGGAAGACUUUGAUGAUGCUAAAGAAAAAAUGAUUAAAUUUGCACAAACCAUACCGAGAAAGUUUGGAGUCCGAUACGAUGCUUACACUCAGAGUAUCAGCAUCAUCGACAGCAAACAUCAAAUAGAGGAAUUGAUUUAUAAUGUCAAUCAAGAAGUUCAAAUUCUAAUGGACGCUUUGAAAAAAUUAAAGGAAUAACGUUUAGCGUUA
Molecule: messenger RNA, 1613 nt
Organism: Vespa crabro (European hornet)
Lineage: Eukaryota; Metazoa; Arthropoda; Insecta; Hymenoptera; Vespidae
Gene: Hn
Product: protein henna
Exons: 8
Coding region: 210-1601 (463 amino acids)
Biological process (GO): L-phenylalanine catabolic process; L-tyrosine biosynthetic process
Molecular function (GO): phenylalanine 4-monooxygenase activity; iron ion binding
Source: RefSeq, a predicted model, not a curated record